UGUGUGUGAAAGAGGAGUCAGGGUACCCUGUCUGGCACACAGCGCAGAUUACCAAGACUCCUGCACUUGCUAACAGCUCAGCUGCGUGCUCAAGGAUGCUGCAUCUGAAAGUCCAGUUCUUGGAUGACUCCCAGAAGAUCUUUGUAGUGGAUCAAAAGUCCUCUGGCAAAGGGUUGUUCAACCUGAGCUGCAGCCACCUGCGCCUGGUGGAGAAGGAAUACUUCGGACUGGAAUUCCAAAGCCAGGCCGGAAACAAUGUUUGGCUGGAGCUUCUAAAACCCAUAACAAAACAGAUGAAAAUGGACCCUGGACAUCUGAGAGAAGAGUUGACAAGGUAUCUCUUUACCCUUCAAAUCAAGAGGGACCUGGCAGGCGGGAGGCUCCCCUGCAGUGAGAACAGCGCCGCUUUGCUGGUGUCGCACCUCUUGCAGUCUGAGCUGGGGGACUUUUACGAAGAAACAGAUAAGAAGCACCUGGAGAGCCACCAGUAUUUACCCAACCAGGAAUAUUUAGAUGAUAAGAUCAUGCGUUAUCAUCAGAAGCAUGUUGGGAAGACGCCAGCUGAGUCGGACGUUCACCUGUUGGACAUAGCCAGGAAGUUAGAAACGUAUGGGAUUAGACCCCACCCUGCAAGUGAUGGGGAAGGGACGCAGAUCAAUCUGGCUGUCACGCACAUGGGAGUGCUGGUUUUACGGGGGAACACAAAGAUUAACACAUUCAACUGGGCCAAAAUUCGGAAACUGAGUUUUAAGAGAAAACAUUUUCUAAUCAAACUACAUGCAAAUAUCUCUGCUUUGUGCAGGGACACCUUAGAGUUUACCAUGGCAAGCAGAGAUGCGUGCAAAGCGUUUUGGAAGACGUGUGUGGAGUAUCAUGCUUUUUUUCGACUCUCCGAAGAACCAAAAUCCAAACCCAAAGCCCUCCUGUGCAGCAAAGGGUCAAGUUUCCGCUAUAGCGGCAGAACCCAACGGCAGCUGCUGGAGCACGGGCGCAAGGGGAAGGGGACGAGCACGCCGUUUGAGAGGAAACACUACCCGGCUCAGUACCAUGAAAGGCAGUGCCGCUCUUCCCCAGACCUCCUCACAGACGUGUCCAAACAGGUUGAAGACCUGCGCCUGGCCUACGGCAGCAGAGCCUGUUACCGGAACACAAACGGAGUCCAUGCGUCGGAUCCCAUGCUGGACAGCAGGAGGCGGAAUUCCUCCGUGGAGGUGACGUUCGCAGCGGAGCUGGAGCGCUCCAAGCCUGAAGCUGACCCUAGGCUCCUGCCCCAUUCCAAAAGCAGCUCGGCCUUCCCGUUGGCCUAUGCCGAGCUGGAGCUGGAGCUGGAGUGGGAGCCGGCCGACGGCUUCGGGCAGCGCCGCCCGCUGACCUCCUUCCAGCCCAGGCACGCGCUCACUGGAAACAGUAAAAGCACCUCGGUUGGCAACAUGCGGGAGGUCACCUCCAGGCAGCUGAGCUACACAGAUGUACCCUAUGUCCCUUCCGCCAGCCAGCCGCUGGAGACGACAUCUCCACAAGUGUUCUUCUACGUGGACAGGCCGCCCCCGGGACCACGCCUCACGCCAGCCACCUCCGAGGAAGCAGGGAGGGGGCUGAGUGGCCUUGGCCCCAUGUCAAUGAAACCUCCCAAGAGAUGGCCAGGCCCGGCACGGAUGAAGGAGCUGCAGCCCGAGGCCUUGCCUAGGACUUGCUGUGUCAGCAGGCACUUGGAAGAGGAGAGCAGAGCCCUGGCUGGGGCUUUUGACUACAGCAAUCAAGAGCAACUGCCCAGAAGAUCCUGGAGCCAGUCCGAUAUGAAAAUCAUCCAUUUCCCAUAUGGGUCGGAGUUCAGGCCGCUGGGCCCUUGCCCUGCUCUGAGCAGUACAAAAGCGAGUAUCUUACGGUCCAUGCUCGCCCAGCAAGGGCUGUCCAACCCCCCCGCAGCUCCACGCCCGGCCGAACGCAGCGUGGCCAGCGGGACCGAGUCUAGCGACUCAGACCCGGAUCUUCUCAAUGCCGAUUACUACUCUCUGUAUGGCCGGGUAGGAAAAUCGCCCCUGGCCCGGGUGCGUCUGUCCUCAGGCAGCCUCCAGCUGGAGGAGGAGGAUGAAGAGGUGUCCUUUGCAACAAGCAGCGCAGAAGCAAGGACUUCAAUGGGCAUGUCCAGUUAUUUCACGUAACCGUCUCCAAUCGGCUUGAGAGCGCAGAGAUUUCCAAAGCCAGCCUGAAGGAACAGGCAAGUCAUUUUUGUGUGGUGCUGCUCCCUCCUCCUUGCUAAGCAUUGUGACAGGUUAGUGUUGUGUGAGUACAGUCAGCUGUAGAGACUGUGUUAAUGGACAACGGGGGAGCUCUAGGACAUAAAGAUCUAGGCAACAGGCAAGAAAAAAGUAGCCAACAGUGGGCACCCCAGCAAAAUCUCCUACAUCGAGGUUCUCAACGAGCAGGAGUCAGCUAGUCACGUCCACUGGGCUCACCCAAACUGCGAAAUGGCAAGCAAGCGCCAGUCAGCUCAUGGCUACUGGGGAAGAAGGGUCCCGAUGCAUGGAAGGUGGAGAACCACUGUCCGACAGCACGCCCACAGAAAUGUCACCUCCAUGCUCCUCCGUGAGGGGAAUAGAGUAAAUGAAAGCUGCUGAAAUGUCUGUUUCUAAGGGAGAGAGAGCGAGACGCCAAGCUGGCCCGAAUUCCACUGGGAGCCUGUUUGGGAAGACUGGGGAGUGCGUUAAUUGCAGGGCUGGCUCCAGGCACCAGCCGAGCAAGCUGGUGCUUGGGGCGGUAGAUUCCAAGGGGCAGCGUCCCUCCCGGAAGGCUUUGCUGCUUUGAGCUGCCCCUGCUGGUUUUUUUCUUUUUGGUUCGCUGCUCCAGCUGUCCUAUAGCGGGCAGCGGUGCAGAGGAGGAGAGCGCCCUGCUGGGAGCGGUGCCAGAUUUGUAGCAAGCGCGGCAGGGCAGCCCACGUCCUUCCCUGCCUGCCGACCGGAGCGGUGCGGAGCCCUCCUGGAAGGCUGUGCUGUGAGCUUCCCACUGAAGGUAGCCCUGGCCGCCCCCCUUCUCUCUCUCCCGGGAGUCCUCCUGCACCCACGCUCUGUCUGCCCCACAGAUUUCACCCCCGGCCGGCUCGCAGGUUUGUUUGUCCCCCCUCCAACUGCUCCGGCCGGCCCGCAGGUGUUUUUUUGCUUGGGGUGGCAAAAAAGCCAGAGCCGGCCUUGGUUAACAGAAUGUUUGUUAUGGCAGCUCCAUGUGCCCCAGCUCCUGAUCACAAUGGAACCCCCUCUGUGACACCAACCGCUUGUCUUUUGACGCUGUCACAUAAUUAACGCUGGCGAGGAGCGCCUCUCUUCUAACCAGGGAUGGUGCAGCAGAGAGCCUCGCCCAAGCCUCUAGACAGGUUGGCUCGAGUAUGUUGGAGUUGCAGCCCAGUGUGUUGGCCACCGGCAUCCAGACUUGUGUAGGGAGCGAAUGCCGCCUCUUCCCCAGCCAAAGCAUCUUCAGCCAAAGACGCUGCCGAGACACAGAUUUUGUACGUCUGUUUGUAAAUCGUUUUUGGUGGCUGCCCUGCAGGCUGCCCCCGUCUGCAGUGUGGUGGGAAGGUACUUCCCAUUACAACUGACCAUGUCUUUGCCACUCACGUCCACCUCUCUCCUUCCUUCCGCUAAGGGACAACAUGUGGCCACACAAGCACUGCCCGGUGUGGGCCCAAACCUGGGAGGAGACACACGCUGAGCUCCCAGAGACACAGGCUUCUCGACCCCUCAAUUCAAGAGACCUGGGCAGAAUCACUGAGGUGGGGUGUGAGAACACUUCUGGCUGGCUGAACUGUCCCCCUCGUCAGUAGAGAAUGGACCAGCCGAUGCCCAAACACGGCGCUCACCUGGAAUAACCUGUAACGGGUGAGUGCUGUGCAGCUGGACAGGCUCCCAGUGGCACUCCCAAGUUGUAAAGUAAGACACUGUGGUUACUAGGGAAGGCCAAAAAAAAGGAACAUAUUUUUUGGUGUGGAAAAAUUUCAGAUAUUGAUGUUUUCUGAUCAGCUUAUGUAUUUACCAACCACAGGGCCAGGAAAGUGGCAAUUCCUGUUCUGAACCUGGUAUUUUAGUUUUUAAACAUCUAAACCCAGCAAAACCUUUGUAAGAAAAAAGAAAAAGACGUCCAAGAGCCCCAGGCAGAGCGCUGUGAGAGGUUGUCGCGCUCUCUGCCCAGUCCUGCAGGCCGCGACUGUAAGGGGAGGCUGGAGAGUGCCCUGGCGGUUCUCUGAUGGUCACACACUUGCCUGGCAAGGAGCAGGCAAACCAGACCGCCGGGCUACGUGCUAGAAUGGCUUUGCUGGGCACACUCCUGCUGGGGAAAGACGCAAACAUCAAGUGAACAGUCAAGACAACUGGGGUUAGCAGGAUGCUGCCCACCCUGUAUUUUUCAAGCCCUCGUCUUCGUUCUGUAGUUUUGGAGGCUGGACACUAAAACAAAUGACCCGUCUCUAGACACACACUGCUUUUUUUUAGGCACAGCAGAAGCACCCCUGGCCCAGGGGCGCCUACACCCCAGCAGAUGUAGGAAUCCCCAGGUGUUUAGCUUCCUUCUCAUUGCUCCACCAAUGGUCACCCACCGGACACACAGCAGGGGCGGGUUAAACCUGGAGAUCCCAAGACACUCAUCACAAUCCUGCACCUCCUCCACAGAGUGGCCAGGCCGGUUUCUGUCCCCCUGCCAGCUGCCAUUUGCUCCCCCCCUCCCCCCAACCCCCCACCAUCACUGGCUCAGCUGUCUCACUGCGUGAAACAGCAAAACUCUUGGUUGGAUUUUUAAAGGGACUCCCCCCCCCACACACACACACCCAUCCCACCCCAAGGGAACAAAGUGGCAGCUCCUUAGCCUCAAGGGUCCUGAGGUUGACCCCCCGACAGAGCGGCUCCUUCAGGGCCUGAGGUGCUCUGAGUAUUUUGAUUGUCAGGCAGAAGCGGGUUAAGAUUUAUUGGGGUCCUGGGUACAGAGAACAUUUGCCUCCCCCAUCCUCCCUCCUGUGGGGCCCUGCCCCCUGCUCCUCCCUGUCCCCCAAGGCCAU
Gopherus evgoodei (Goodes thornscrub tortoise) is the source of this 5038-nucleotide messenger RNA. It is a transcript of the gene FRMD7, whose product is annotated as FERM domain containing 7. Gene Ontology annotation, molecular function: guanyl-nucleotide exchange factor activity. The transcript has 12 exons. The record is from RefSeq and is a predicted model, not a curated record. Gene Ontology annotation, cellular component: cytoskeleton. The coding region runs from base 96 to 2162 and encodes 688 amino acids. NCBI's taxonomy places the organism in Eukaryota, Metazoa, Chordata, Testudines, Testudinidae.